GUACUCCCACUACUAUAGUUUAAGUUGAUUAAAUUUGAAAGAGGCGCCGGCUUUGACUCUUGUUUCAUCGUUCAGUUGGAUAUUGGAUAUACUGUGUUUUUAUCGUUAUUGACAAGUGGAAACCUUUUUUGCCACAGCCACAACAAAACCAUUUCCAACCACCAGUUACAGUAUCUCUCUCUCUCUCUCUCUCUCUCUCUCUCUCUCUCACUAAAACAUCUCUCCACCAAUAUACACACAGCUACAGACUUCUCGUGAAUCUAGAGUUUGAUUGGAUUUUUGCGAGGAUAUAUAGCUAUAGCUAUAUACACGGAUGUAGCGUCACAGUCUCAAUUUUCCUUGUAUUCACCUCUCUACAACAAUGGCGUCUCCGACUCCGCUCUCGUCGCCGCAUUCUCCAAAUCCCUUGCAAUUGCCGCUACACUCCCCUCACUUCCGCCUUAUCUUGGCUGGAAUUUCGCUAUCGCAGUCGAAGCAAAAAAUUUCGCGCCAAUUAUUGUUGUGGCAGCAUCACCACCAGCAGCCGCGGAGGAUCUGGGAUCCCCUGCUCCACGUCGGAGCUAAGGAAGUUGCGAUAAAGUGUUUCGCGGAAUCGGCGGAGGAAAUUGAAAGUUCAGGUGAAUCUGUGUUGGAUAAGGAUGGGGAAGAUGGGGUCUCUGACGAGGAGGUCGGUAUAGUUCAGGAUUUCCCCAACGGUGCUGCUGUUUCGCAGAGGACCUCGGAUUCUCUUUCCCUUGGGAUUCGAGAGCCAGUGUAUGAGGUUGUGGAAGUAAAGUCUAAUGGGAUCGUAUCCAAACGGAAAAUUAGUAGGAGACACUUGUUAAAAUCAAGUGGUCUCCGACCUCGAGAUGUUAGGAGCGUUGAUCCAUCGCUGUGGUUAACCAAUACAAUGCCUGUAAUAUUGGUGCGGGAAUAUGCAAUUUUGCUGAACUUGGGAUCUUUACGAGCAAUUGCAAUGCAAGAAUGUGUUUACAUAUUCAAUUAUAACCGGAGAGCAGGAAAAGCAUUUAUUGAUGCGUUGUUACCCCGCCUAAACCCGAAAAACAUGAAUGGAGGGCCCUCAAUGCCAUUUGUGCUUGAGGUAGUUGAGGCGGCACUACAUUCUCGAAUACAACGCCUCGAACAGAGAUUAAUGGAUUUAGAACCACGUGUCCAAAAUUUGCUUGAGGUUCUUCCUAAUCGAUUGACUGCCAACAUAUUGGAGGAACUUCGAAUUAGCAAACAAACACUAGUAGAAUUGGGCUCAAAGGCUGGGGCUUUGAAGCAAAUGUUACUUGAUAUCCUUGAGGAUACCCAUGAAAUACGGAGAAUAUGUAUUAUGGGAAGAAACUGCACUCUAUCAAAAACUGAUGAUAUGGAAUGCUCUGUUCCCUUGGAGAAAGAGAUAGCUGAGGAAGAGGAAGAAGAGAUUGAAAUGCUUUUGGAAAAUUAUCUCCAAAGAUGCGAAUCUUGUCAUGGUCAAGCAGAGAGGCUUCUUGAUUCAGCAAAGGAAAUGGAGGAUUCAAUUGCCGUUAACCUGAGCUCUCGGAGACUUGAAGUUAGCAGAGUGGAACUGCUCCUUCAGGUUGGGGCAUUAUGCGUCGGAGUUGGUGCCCUAGUUGCAGGUAUAUUUGGCAUGAACUUGAGAUCUUAUCUCGAGGAACGUGUGUUUGCCUUUUGGCUGACAACAGCAGGGAUUUUAGUGGGUGCUCUGCUGGGAUUCUUUCUCAUGUAUGCAUACCUCAGGCAAAAGAAGAUUUUGUGAACAUUAGAGAAGCCCACGUCUUCAACUUCUAACACAGUCAGCUCCAAACACAAUUUUGGUUGAUAUGAUUGGAGACACAUACAAGGUUAUAUGAUGGUGUUGGUAUUUAUACUGUCAAAGAACCCCUACAAUCCUCAGAUGCUUAAGCAAUGCGAUGUUGCAUCCUCCGAGGGUAACUCGACUAGAGGCAUGUGAAGCAUGAGAUAAAUGAACAAGAGGAUUCAGACUAAUUCAUUGUUGUGGGUGGUGGUGGUGUAUGACCACCUAGUUGAAGGCAAGGUCGCAGGCUUGGUCUAUUGUCUUUUCAUGUUCGAGGGCCGAUAUUUACAUCGUAGCUAAAUAAUAUUCAUAACGAUUGUGCACAUUAUGUUUGUAUGAAGCUUAAGAUGAGUGAUGAUGCUGGAAAAAGAUAAGCUCAUUCGUAUA
Messenger RNA from Salvia splendens (bonfire salvia), 2170 nucleotides. RefSeq names its product magnesium transporter MRS2-11, chloroplastic. The record is from RefSeq and is a predicted model, not a curated record. Gene Ontology annotation, cellular component: chloroplast envelope. The transcript has 13 exons. Gene Ontology annotation, molecular function: magnesium ion transmembrane transporter activity. The coding region runs from base 362 to 1744 and encodes 460 amino acids. Gene Ontology annotation, biological process: magnesium ion transport. Lineage: Eukaryota; Viridiplantae; Streptophyta; Magnoliopsida; Lamiales; Lamiaceae.